This is a messenger RNA of Daldinia loculata, 1518 nucleotides long. RefSeq lists its product as uncharacterized. Gene Ontology annotation, molecular function: structural constituent of ribosome. NCBI's taxonomy places the organism in Eukaryota, Fungi, Ascomycota, Sordariomycetes, Xylariales, Hypoxylaceae. Gene Ontology annotation, cellular component: mitochondrial large ribosomal subunit. Gene Ontology annotation, biological process: translation. The record is from RefSeq and is a predicted model, not a curated record. The transcript has a single exon. The coding region runs from base 225 to 1250 and encodes 341 amino acids.
GCUAACUUCGUUUUUUAGUGGGGUUAGCCUUGAGCACAGGCCUUUAACGCCUUUUGAAUUUCAAUUGGAUCAAGUUUUGAAGCUCUCGCCAAUCUUCAAUUCGGGGCAAAAUUAUACCAAAAAAAAGGUAGCACCGCACCCGACGAUAGGGCAACGUCACUGCGACUUCUCGAGGGCAUAGAAAUUGAUAAUACGCACGAGAAUCCUCUAAGUUGUCAUAAGAGAUGCCGCCACGAAUCAAUUGCUCGGCGCGGAGCAGUGUUAGUCGAGCGCUUCAAAGGACGACGAACUGUCAAAAGCCUACGAUUAUAUUACUACAAAGCUCAAGGGGCGCAUCUAGACACUAUGCGAGCGCCUCCGCUUCACCCAUACCCAUUGGGGCCUUAAGACUUCCCGAUAAUUAUAUCCCGCCGACGCAGCCCCCGAGCGCACGACGACCCGACCAGCGGAAAUCGCAACUCCUCAGAUCUUAUACGGCUCUACUCCGUUCGACACCCCUAAUCCUAUUCUUCCAACAUAACAACCUCACCGCUAUAGAAUGGGCUGCUAUCCGGCGAGAGCUGCGCGCGGCCCUUGCUAAGGUUCCAACACCCGUCGUCGGGCCCGGCGAUAGCAGCAGUAUACCUGUAGAUAUUUCAUCGAGCAUCGAGCUGCAGGUUCUUCGUACGCGUAUCUUCAACGUCGCUUUUAAAGUAGUCGAGUUCUUCGACGCCGACGCGCAGAAAUCCAAGUCCAAUGCCUACACGCAUGACCUGUCCUCCACGGCCUAUGAGGCUAUCAACCAGGCCGCCGCCGCCGUCGAUGAGUCUUCGGCGUAUGCUCAGGUUGCCCCGCUGCUUGUCGGACCCGUUGCCGCCAUCACUUUCCCGGCUGUCUCUCCGGCUCACCUAGCGGCCGUGUUAUCAGUACUAGCACCUUCGCCUCCUGCGUUCCCCGCGCCCUCGCGAAAGAAGAACCCGGGAUACUACGAUAUUACGGCGCAGAGCGGAUUGCAGAAGUUGCUCCUAGUGGGUGGCCGUAUAGAGGAUCGGGUAUUCGAUGACCAGGGUGUCAGGUGGGUCGGCGGCAUCGAGGGUGGCGUCGACUCUCUGAGGGCGCAGCUCGUCGCCAUGCUCCAAAGCGCCGGACUGGGUCUUACGACGGCGCUAGAGGGUCAUAGCAAGGGAUUAUGGCUUGCGUUAGAGGGCAGAAGGACGCAGCUUGAAGAGGAGGCCAACGGGGGUGCCAAGAAGGAAGAGACAAACGAAUAGAGUAUCAAACUAUUGAUCGGAUGUGUGUGGCAUUACGCUGCUGUAUAUUUAUCGUAUCCUGGAUUUGCUGCAUUUCAGUAUCUAGGUAUCUACAUAAAGUAUCCCAUCACUUCGAGAUCACGAUGUUGUCUAGUUGUAUACGUCCUCAAAUGAUUACGUCCUCAAAUGACUACGUGCCGUUAAAUAGGCUACACGGCUGUAAAAUGAGGUUUUACGUAUCUUAAGGGGGAUUCUACUCAGUAUGUACUUAGUACGAUACCUUAUACGG